This is a messenger RNA of Stegostoma tigrinum, 2135 nucleotides long. RefSeq names its product family with sequence similarity 81 member B (gene fam81b). Lineage: Eukaryota; Metazoa; Chordata; Chondrichthyes; Orectolobiformes; Stegostomatidae. The record is from RefSeq and is a predicted model, not a curated record. The coding region runs from base 291 to 1406 and encodes 371 amino acids. The transcript has 9 exons.
GCAUUUCCGGGAAAUUGACUCGAGUUAUUUCACACAAUGAUCACACCGUAGUUUAUGAGUCUUGUUCUGUUUCAGUUUUACAAAACCAGUGAGGUACUGUAGUGAAAUGAAUAACAUGCGGACUGUGCUGAUUGCUGUACAGGUUAAAUUUAUCCUUUGUAUUCUCAUAGUGUUCGAUGUUUUCCUAUCCCAUUGAAGUACUCUGCCGAUAACAGGGGAACACAUUGCAAACAACCAAAAAAUCCCGAACUAUCCGCGUGUUGGUGACUAAUUUGAACUUCAUUUUAAAAAUGUCUGCAGAAAACCUUUUGCUGGUUCAGAUACCAGGGAAUGACCAUACCUCACUUCGAGUUCCAGUAGUGACAAAGAGCCACUUACAAAUGAUGGAUGAGCGUAUAUCCAACCAGGAAAGGACUAUUGCAACACUCCUGGAGCAAGCUUUUCGGAAUAAAGAAGACAUCAUUACCCAUUUGAGAGGAAACCAGAGCCACUACCCAGUCGAGAAAAUAUCCCAACAGCUUUUUGAAAACCACAUACAAGUUAUAACAAGUAUUCUCAAACAACUAAGUACAGACAUAGAGAUUCUAGAAGAACAGAUUAGGAGGCGUGAUGGUGUGACUACAGGGACUAGCUUUGCAAUUCAGAGUCUGAACCACAAACAUUUGCUUGGUAUUGGAGACCUCCGUGGAAGAGUUGCCAGGUGUGAUGCCAAUAUCUCCAAACUAGCUGGGGAUGUCAGUGUAACCAACAAUGAGAUUCAAAAAGUAAAGAAAGAUGUUCAAGAUGCCAAGUCUUCCCUCCAAGAGCAAAUGAAAGAAUUGGAAAUUAAGGUGACACAACUGCUGAGAAAUAUAGAUAACUCUAAAUGCGAACACAAUACAAGCUUAAAGACCGUACGAGGAGAGCUACAACAUGAACUACAAUGUCUAGAUUUCAAGAUUACGACUGCACUGACUGAGGUGCAUACACAGAUGCAAAAUCAUCAGAAAUGGGCAGAAUACAAACUGGAUAAAACAGAAAUUGAAAAAAGACAGAGAGGAGACCACUUCUUGCAAGUUAUGCAAGAGAAAGCCGAACUGAUGGAAAAGAAUAUACUGGACAGACUUAAUCAUAUCUCUUUGAGACUAGAAAAGCUUGAAAAUCGACAAAGCCUUGAUAUUGAAUCCAACAGAAUGAAGUACAGUGACAUGAAAAUCAAUGCAAAGCUUGCUAAAGUAGAAAAGACUAUUUGGCAUGAGUUAGAAAGCAUAAAGAACGAAUAUAGAGAAGGAUUUCAAUCCAUUAUGGAAUCAAUUAAUUCACUGAACAAGAUCAGUGAAAAGAAGAUAGAAAUUGACAAAGAGAAGAUCCAGAAAGACUUGAAACAGAUCAGGCGGCAGAUAAUUAAUCUUAAAAGCUAUCCAUAAGCUGGCAUAAUAAGAUCUAACAGAUAUCUGGAAUCAACGAAGACAGGAAGUCUGUCGUGGGAUUCAAUCAGACAUCAAUCCUGCAAACAAUUUAUAUUUAUCUGAGCUUCAAAAUUGAAUUCACUGCUGAAGUAGGAUUUACAGUUCUAAAUUCAUGCGAUGAAACUGGUUAGGAUUAUCUUCCUCAAAAAGAAUCAAUAUCUUCUUAUUUUCCAUCAUGAAAUACCAGUGACUCUUAUCAAAGAGCAGAAUACUCUGGCUGCAGAUCCACUAUUCACUUCAAGUGUAACUGUGAUGACUAGAAAUUCAGAUAUAGUGAUUUUUGAUUUUCAGGUGUUUUUCCCUAAAAUUAAAAUAGAAAGGUAAAUGCUCCAGAAAGCUGUCAGCAGUGGUCAUCAGUGAGAUCAAUUAGGCUUAGUAUAUGAGACUUUUACUGGCAACUUUGGUUAUUAAAACCACUUCAGUGUCUGACCUAAUGAGAUUACAUUCUUGAAAGUGAUAUAUUAUUGAUGUGGGAAAUGCAAAAUUGCACAGCAGCAGAUGCUAGACUAAAUCAUGAAAGAAAAAUGAUGAACACUGGAAGAAUGAUUUCCAAUUUUAUUCUUUAACCCUCAUUGUUCACCUAAAACUAUUGAUGUUAGUUGAGUAAAAUCAAUUUAGAAAACAUUCAUUCACGUGAAUAAUUUUGAAACAUAUCCAUAUGAUGUUUGUUGUGUGUAUAUUGUUCGU